Coturnix japonica (Japanese quail) is the source of this 1550-nucleotide messenger RNA. RefSeq names its product electron transfer flavoprotein subunit beta lysine methyltransferase (gene ETFBKMT). The record is from RefSeq and is a predicted model, not a curated record. Gene Ontology annotation, molecular function: protein-lysine N-methyltransferase activity. Gene Ontology annotation, biological process: peptidyl-lysine trimethylation. Lineage: Eukaryota; Metazoa; Chordata; Aves; Galliformes; Phasianidae. Gene Ontology annotation, cellular component: mitochondrial matrix.
GUAGGAGCGGGCCCUGAGGCGCAUGGCGGGGCGGCACAAGGGGUGCUGCCCUCCGGCAGAUGGGGCGGGUGUAGCGCUGCCUUCCAGAAGGAAGGCGUUCAUUAAUUACGUUCGGAAUCAUAACCCAUCACUAUGAAAAGCAGCACGCUUUGAGCUUGCUUCAAGCUACCUGCCUCAUCAGCUGUCCCCGACCAGCUGUGCUCUGCCUUUGGGGACAUGGCCUUCAGCAGCUGGAAGCGGCUGCUGCUGUCGGGCAGAGCCUGCAGGAGGGGAGCCCCUGCUCUGCAAUGGAAACGCUUCUGCCACUGGAAUGCUGGCAAGUCGCUGGACCCUGAGGUGAGAGCAUUUUUGGAAGAGAACACGGAGGUGACCAGCAGUGGGCACCUGACACCAGAGAUCCGGCUGCGCCUCCUCACUCCUCGCUGCAGGUUCUGGAGGGAAAAGCCUGACCUUUGGCCAUAUGGGGACCCGUUCUGGGCGAUAUACUGGCCAGGAGGCCAAGCCCUGUCCAGGUACAUUUUGGACAAUCCAUGUGUAGUCAAAGGACGAUCUGUUUUAGAUCUUGGAAGUGGAUGCGGAGCAACAGCAAUAGCUGCUGUGAUGAGUGGUGCAUCUCAAGUCCUUGCUAACGACAUUGACCCCAUUGCAGGAAUGGCAAUGAUUUUGAACUGCAAACUGAACCAUGUUACUCCCUUUCCCAUCACCAUUAAGAAUAUCAUUAAUUCAGAGGCUGGCAACUGGGACCUCAUCGUUCUAGGAGAUAUGUUUUAUGAUGAACAACUUGCUGAUGGGCUUCAUCACUGGCUGAGGAAAUGCAUCAGGACACAUCAAACUGAAGUGCUGAUUGGUGACCCUGGCAGGCAUCAGUUUUUAAGCCACAGCAUUCACAAUCAGUUGCGUAAAGUUAUAGAAUAUUCCCUUCCCGAGUACACCAGGCAAGAAAACAACGGAUUAACAUCAAGUAUUGUCUGGAGCUAUCAGCCCUCAAACAGCCUAGAAAGCUGCUAAAAGUGGCUCUCUAACGAACUUCGUCUCACUUGGCUGUUUUCUGAGAGUAUGAAAUGAAAAUGGGAAUUGAACAUGGAACUCAACUGUUGAUAUCGAGUACUGUUCCUUCACUGUACUUAUUAUUUCAGUCAUGUUCAUCGAGGCUUUGGCUCCAUUCGAGGUAAAACUACAUGCAAACUUUAUUCAGCAAGGCAUGCUGAAGUGCAAAUCAUUACCACUUUGGAGUCUGCAUGCUUGAUGUUCCAAUCUGUGUUAAUCUCACUCUUUGACACCAUAGUGAAACAUGUCAGAUAUCCAGUAUUCCGCUAUGGGGGGAGAGGAGGAGGGUGGCUGAAAGAUUUCUGUGCUGCUUUCACACACUUCUGCAGCUUAUUUACAGACAGUUGUAAAGAUGAAGAAUGUAAAGAUGCAGACUGUUGUGUUAUACUUAAUUCCAAGUGCCUUACUUUUUUGUUUCGGUCGCUAAUCUCCUCUGAAUGUCCAAGUAACUAAUUUGAGGCUCCCCCUAAAAUAAUAAAAACAUAAUGCUGCUCUACCUUGAA